Molecule: messenger RNA, 1565 nt
Organism: Phodopus roborovskii (desert hamster)
Lineage: Eukaryota; Metazoa; Chordata; Mammalia; Rodentia; Cricetidae
Product: phosphatidylinositol N-acetylglucosaminyltransferase subunit A-like
Exons: 1
Coding region: 12-1457 (481 amino acids)
Biological process (GO): GPI anchor biosynthetic process
Cellular component (GO): glycosylphosphatidylinositol-N-acetylglucosaminyltransferase (GPI-GnT) complex
Molecular function (GO): phosphatidylinositol N-acetylglucosaminyltransferase activity
Source: RefSeq, a predicted model, not a curated record
ACCAACUCAGCAUGGCCUAUCGAGGAGGAAGUGAGCAAGGCCAGCCCCCUUCAGUGAGGCCUUCCCAGUUUAGCCCUCCAAAUCUUUCCACCGAUAGCACCCGUGCACAUAAAAUAUGCAUGGUGUCUGACUUUUUCUACCCAAACACAGGAGGUGUGGAAAGUCACAUUUACCAGCUUUCUCAGUGCCUCAUCGAGAGGGGGCACAAGGUCAUAGUUGUCACCCAUGCUUAUGGAAAUCGAAAGGGCAUCCGUUAUCUCACCAAUGGCCUCAAAGUUUAUUAUUUGCCUCUCAGAGUCAUGUACAACCAAUCUACAGCCACAACUCUCUUUCACAGUCUGCCAUUGCUCAGGUACAUAUUUGUUCGGGAGAGAGUUACCAUAAUUCAUUCCCACAGUUCUUUUUCUGCCAUGGCCCAUGAUGCUCUCUUCCAUGCCAAGACAAUGGGGCUUCAGACAGUCUUCACCGACCAUUCCCUUUUUGGAUUUGCUGAUGUCAGCUCUGUGCUCACAAACAAGCUUCUAACUGUGUCUCUCUGUGACACAAACCACAUAAUUUGUGUCUCUCAUACAAGUAAGGAAAACACUGUACUACGAGCAGCACUGAAUCCUGAAAGAGUGUCAGUCAUUCCUAAUGCUGUAGACCCUACUGACUUCACCCCUGGACCAUUGAGGAGGCAUGACAGUGCAAUAACUAUUGUUGUAGUGAGCAGACUUGUUUACAGAAAAGGGAUUGAUCUGCUCAGUGGUAUAAUACCUGAACUCUGUCAGAAAUAUCCCGAGUUAAACUUCCUAAUUGGUGGAGAGGGACCAAAGAGUAUUGUUUUGGAAGAAGUACGGGAAAGAUACCAACUACAUGACAGGGUGCAUCUUUUGGGAGCUUUAGAACACAAGGAUGUCAGAAAUGUCUUAAUUCAAGGACGUAUUUUUCUUAAUACCUCCCUGACCGAAGCCUUCUGCAUGGCAAUCCUGGAAGCUGCCAGCUGUGGUCUGCAGGUCGUCAGCACCAAGGUUGGUGGGAUUCCUGAAGUCCUUCCAGACAAUCUUAUUAUUUUAUGUGAACCUUCGGUAAAAUCUUUGUGUGAAGGGCUGGAAAAAGCUAUUUUCCAAGUGAAGUCAGGGAUGUUACCAGAUGCAGAAAAGAUCCACAGCGUAGUAAAGGCUUUCUACACCUGGCGGAAUGUGGCAGAGAGAACUGAGAAGGUGUAUGAGAGGGUGGCGAAGGAAAUGGUGUUGCCAAUGCAUGAGAGGCUGACUAGGCUCACCUCUCACUGCGGCCCACUUACAGGCUAUAGUUUUGCUUUGCUGGCUGUGUUCAGCUACCUCUUCCUCGUGUUCCUGAGAUGGAUGACUCCUGAUUCUGUCAUUGAUGUGGCAAUAGAUGCCACUGGGCCACAGAAAGUGUGGACUCAUGAUAUAAAAGGGGAUGUGAUUGAAGAGGUAUCCACGAGCAGGUAGAAGCAAGCCUCAACUGUAAACUUUAGACAGCUCUAUUAACAGUUGAAAAGAAUCUUGUUCUUUUGCUUCUGGACUUUUAAGUUAACUUCAUAGAUCACGCAUGCCUCC